Molecule: messenger RNA, 2358 nt
Organism: Cutaneotrichosporon oleaginosum
Lineage: Eukaryota; Fungi; Basidiomycota; Tremellomycetes; Trichosporonales; Trichosporonaceae
Biological process (GO): L-phenylalanine catabolic process
Cellular component (GO): cytoplasm
Molecular function (GO): ammonia-lyase activity
Source: RefSeq, a predicted model, not a curated record
CCUCUCUCUUGCUGACUGCGCGCGUCAGACACCAGCACACCGCGCCGAGUCUGUUCAUGUAGCAUAUAUAAUGCCUGGAAGCGUCGUCUCCUCCUCCUCACUUACUGCGCACUCUCACCUCGCCGCCCGCUCCGAGCCAGCCCCUCUCACUACUCUACCUGCUUUACGCUAUCGCGGUACCGCACCCUUCCACAACAAUCCCUCCUGAGUGGCAAUGAUUACUGAGACCAAUGUCGCCAAGCCCGCUUCCACCAAGGUGAUGAACGGCGAUGCCGCCAAGGCCGCUCCUGUCGAGCCGUUCGCUACCUACGCCCACAGCCAGGCGACCAAGACCGUCGUUAUCGAUGGCCACAACAUGAAGGUCGGCGACGUUGUCGCCGUUGCCCGCCACGGCGCCAAGGUCGAGCUUGCCGCCUCCGUCGCCGGCCCCGUCCAGGCCUCGGUCGACUUCAAGGAGUCCAAGAAGCACACGUCCAUCUAUGGUGUCACGACCGGCUUUGGUGGCUCGGCCGACACCCGCACCAGCGACACUGAGGCCCUCCAAAUUUCGCUUCUCGAGCACCAGCUCUGCGGCUACCUCCCUACCGACCCCACUUACGAGGGCAUGCUCCUCGCCGCGAUGCCCAUCCCCAUCGUGCGCGGCGCCAUGGCCGUCCGCGUCAACUCGUGUGUCCGUGGCCACUCCGGCGUCCGCCUGGAGGUCCUCCAGUCUUUUGCCGACUUCAUCAACAUCGGCCUUGUUCCUUGCGUUCCCCUUCGCGGCACCAUCUCGGCCUCGGGUGACCUUUCGCCGCUCUCGUACAUUGCCGGUGCUAUCUGCGGCCACCCCGACGUCAAGGUCUUUGACACCGCUGCGUCGCCGCCCACUGUUCUCACGGCUCCCGAGGCAAUUGCCAAGUACAAGCUCAAGACUGUCCGCCUUGCGUCCAAGGAGGGCCUUGGUCUCGUCAACGGUACCGCCGUCUCGGCCGCUGCCGGUGCGCUCGCCCUCUACGACGCCGAGUGCCUCGCCAUGAUGAGCCAGACCAACACUGCGCUCACCGUCGAGGCUCUUGACGGCCACGUCGGCUCGUUCGCCCCCUUCAUCCAGGAGAUCCGCCCUCACGUCGGCCAGAUCGAGGCGGCCAAGAACAUCAGACACAUGCUCAGCAACUCCAAGCUUGCUGUUCACGAGGAGCCCGAGCUUCUCGCCGACCAGGACGCCGGUAUCCUCCGCCAGGACCGUUACGCGCUCCGCACCUCGGCGCAGUGGAUCGGCCCCCAGCUUGAGAUGCUCGGCCUUGCGCGCCAGCAGAUCGAGACCGAGCUCAACUCGACGACCGACAACCCGCUCAUCGACGUCGAGGGCGGCAUGUUCCACCACGGCGGCAACUUCCAGGCCAUGGCCGUAACCUCGGCCAUGGACUCGACCCGCAUUGUGCUCCAGAACCUCGGCAAGCUCAGCUUCGCCCAGGUCACCGAGCUGAUCAACUGCGAGAUGAACCACGGCCUCCCCUCCAACCUGGCCGGCUCGGAACCCAGCACCAACUACCACUGCAAGGGUCUCGACAUCCACUGCGGCGCCUACUGCGCUGAGCUCGGCUUCCUCGCCAACCCCAUGAGCAACCACGUCCAGAGCACUGAGAUGCACAACCAGAGCGUCAACUCGAUGGCCUUCGCCUCGGCCCGCAAGACGAUGGAGGCCAACGAGGUCCUCUCCCUCCUCCUUGGCUCCCAGAUGUACUGCGCCACCCAGGCACUUGACCUCCGCGUCAUGGAGGUCAAGUUCAAGAUGGCCAUCGUCAAGCUCCUCAACGACACGCUCACCAAGCACUUCUCGACCUUCCUCACUCCCGAGCAGCUCGCCAAGCUCAACACCACCGCCGCCAUCACCCUUUACAAGCGCCUCAACCAGACCCCCAGCUGGGACUCUGCCCCACGCUUCGAGGACGCCGCCAAGCACCUUGUCGGCUGCAUCAUGGACGCCCUCAUGGUCAACGACGACAUCACCGACCUCACCAACCUCCCCAAGUGGAAGAAGGAGUUCGCCAAGGACGCCGGUGACCUCUACCGCUCGAUUCUUACCGCCACCACCGCCGACGGACGCAAUGACCUCGAGCCCGCCGAGUACCUCGGCCAGACCCGUGCCGUCUACGAGGCCAUCCGCUCCGACCUCGGCGUCAAGGUCCGCCGCGGCGACGUCGCCGAGGGCAAGAGCGGCAAGAGCAUCGGCUCGAACGUCGCCCGCAUCGUCGAGGCUAUGCGCGACGGCCGCCUCAUGGGUGCUGUUUCCAAGAUGUUUUUCUAAGCAGUCAAUCACGUAUCUCUCAUAGGAUAGUAUCACGCAACUUGUUUGAGUAGCACAUGCAUCAUUGUACC